This is a messenger RNA of Rhineura floridana, 423 nucleotides long. Its product is annotated as BTB/POZ domain-containing adapter for CUL3-mediated RhoA degradation protein 3-like. The record is from RefSeq and is a predicted model, not a curated record. The transcript has a single exon. Gene Ontology annotation, biological process: protein homooligomerization; proteasome-mediated ubiquitin-dependent protein catabolic process; protein ubiquitination. Gene Ontology annotation, molecular function: ubiquitin-protein transferase activity; protein binding. NCBI's taxonomy places the organism in Eukaryota, Metazoa, Chordata, Lepidosauria, Squamata, Rhineuridae. The coding region runs from base 1 to 423 and encodes 140 amino acids. Gene Ontology annotation, cellular component: Cul3-RING ubiquitin ligase complex.
AUGACUGUUUACACCACCAUGCAGACUCUGACCAAGCAGGACACCAUGCUGAAGGCCAUGCUCAGCGGCCGGAUGGAGGUCCUCACCGACAGCAAAGGCUGGAUUUUGAUUGACCACUGCGGCAAACAUUUUGGGACCAUAUUAAACUACCUGCGUGACGGUGCGGUGCCCCUUCCGGAGAGCCGGCGGGAGAUUGAAGAGCUGCUGGCAGAAGCCAAAUAUUAUCUGGUCCAAGGCCUGGUGGACGAGUGCCAGGCUGCCCUGCAGAACAAAGAUGUCUAUGAGCCCUUCUGCAAGGUGCCCAUUAUCACGUCCUCCAAAGAAGAACAGAAACUUAUAGCCACAUCUAAUAAGGUGAGCAGCUCUUUUGAUCAGGCGUUCCAUCGUCUGUGUUCGAAGCUUGGCGCAUUCACAAGUUACUGA